UUCAGCUUCCAUGAUCAUAGUUGACCAGACGGCUCUUCGCCUCCUGGAAAAGCAGGGACACCAGCGCAACCGAACAGAAGCGGUCAUGUGGAACUGGAUGCACAGGAAUGGCAGAGUGGGAGAGCUGCUGUCUGUUUUGCAGAAACUGAAUUUUUUGCGGGCGCUCAGCAUCUUUGAACACUGGAGGUCGGAAUACCAGUCCCGUUUGCCACCCGCUCAGAAGACCUCUCCACCUGAAACACCUUCUCCUCCACCCCCCCAAUGUCGGCUUCAUACAGAGGAGAAUCGGCUGCAGAAGAGGCAUCAGUCCCCAAGCCUUUCUUAUGCUGAAACUGUGCAUUCCUCUGGACCUCCACUACCUUUUCCUGGACCCCCUCCACCACACCUGAUAAGUAGCAGUGUGUGUCCGUCUCGCACCCCAGGGUCAGACAGUAGCAGCAGCACUAGCAGUAAUACCCAUUCCUCUAUACAAGAAUCUUUCCCAUACAUUAACAUAGUAGAACCACCUAGGAAUUUGCAGUGGAAUUUUCAAGAGGUGCUGGACAGUACAAAGAACUUCUCCCAGUCUCUGCAGAUCGGAGAGGGUGGUUUUGGCUGUGUGUAUAAAGCAACCAUUCGGAACACUGAAUAUGCAGUCAAGCGGCUGAAGCAGGAUUCUGAAUUAGAAUGGAGCACAGUGAAGAAGAGUUUCCUUACAGAGAUAGAGAAACUAACAUGUCUUCGCCACCCAAACAUUAUUGACCUGGCUGGUUACUGCAUGCAAGGAGAGGAGUACUGCCUUAUUUAUCUCUUUCUACCAAAUGGCUCGUUGGAAGAUCGACUGCAACUCCAGGGCAGUUUUCCAACCCUCUCGUGGAAGCAGCGUCUGAGUAUCAUACAAGGUGCAGCUUGCGGGAUCCAGUUCUUGCACACCUGCCAACCUAGCAUCAUCCAUGGAGACAUCAAGAGUUCCAACAUCCUCUUGGACCAGGCCUUAGUGCCCAAAAUAGGGGACUUCGGUCUUUCUCGAUUCAGUCGGUACACAUGUGAUGCAGGCAAGAGCCGCACUUUGGCACGAACCAGCACUGUGAGGGGUACGCUGGCGUACCUGCCUGAUGAGUAUGUGAAAAUGGGAAAGCUUACGUUUGAAUUGGACACUUACAGCUUUGGAGUGGUCUUACUGGAAAUACUGACAGGACAAAAAGCUGUAGAUAAUGAAAACAGUUCUCACACUAAGUAUCUGAAGGAUAUAGUUAAUGAAGAGGAGAGUGACAAGGAAGUGGAAUCUAGUUCUUUGAAGGGAGCCAGCAAAGUGUCAGAAGAUAAGCAGUCCAGGGCAGCUUCUCGUAUCUGCCACCAGCAUCUGGAUCUACGGGCUGGAAUCUGCCCUUUCGAGGUCGCCCAAGACCUUUCUCUGCUUGCUUGUCGGUGCUUGGGUCGUCAGAAAAAACGUCCACGCAUGGUAGAGGUGUUUAAUGAAAUUAAAAGGCUUCAGGAGCUCUUGGCCUUGAUGGAGAUUGGACAUGACGGCGGUGAUCUCUGUGGUGGUGCUUAUGCAGGAUCAGGCUCCUUUCCACCAAUGUCAGACCUUCCUUUCCAGUUUGCAGGAUUCCAUCCUCAGCCCUCAGGAAAACACGGACAAAUUUACCGCUUCUGGCCUUCGUAUGAAUAAUCCAGCGAGGGGUAGUGUGCGGCCUUAUGGCUACUCUGCCUCCCAUAGUGAGGAGGACAAGCCAAGCAGUCUCUGUAGUUUACCUUCUUGUGAAAGUCACAGGACUUUUCAGAGGAGUCCGAAUCAGCCUGUGGAGAGUGAUGAGAGUAUUCCGGAGUAUUACCAGUCCACUUUCUCUGAGGAACGUAGGUGUGAACUCAGCAGACUGCAGUGUAAUCCAGUGCACCGAGGAGCCUUGCAUUGCCGGAGUACAGCACAUGCAACAUCAAACCAAUCUCAAAGCCUUAACCCUGAGACUGGACAAUGCCAUGGCUCUGUGCAAGAGGGGAGCAGCUUGCCAUCAUCGGGCUCUCAGGCUAUCUCAAUGCCACAUCACCAGAUCAUCAUGAAUCCAGCCAAACAGAGAUUUGUGGAGCAGCUGGCGCUAUAUGACCAGGGGAAAAUAAACAGCCUAGAACUGUUGUACUCUGGAAACAGUCCAGGAAACCGCUUGGAGCCCCGAGGGUAUCCGGAAGAAAGUGAUGACUUUCCAAGUUAG
This is a messenger RNA of Staurois parvus, 2189 nucleotides long. The record is from the annotation of a GenBank genome assembly. NCBI's taxonomy places the organism in Eukaryota, Metazoa, Chordata, Amphibia, Anura, Ranidae.